Molecule: messenger RNA, 1285 nt
Organism: Ziziphus jujuba (common jujube)
Lineage: Eukaryota; Viridiplantae; Streptophyta; Magnoliopsida; Rosales; Rhamnaceae
Product: putative protein phosphatase 2C-like protein 44
Exons: 5
Coding region: 292-1146 (284 amino acids)
Biological process (GO): protein dephosphorylation
Cellular component (GO): cytosol; nucleus
Molecular function (GO): protein serine/threonine phosphatase activity
Source: RefSeq, a predicted model, not a curated record
AACUGAGCGUUACAUAUUUUUAAUUCUCUCCCAUACAGAUAAUUAAAGCUAAUAAAAAUUUUCCUUUCAAGGUUUAAUGCUAUUAAGUGUUAACCCCAAAAAUACAACACAUAAAAUAGAAAAGAAGUCUACACCAUGUUUAGACUCCUUUUUGACUUUAAAAUCUCUUGGAAUUUAUAAACCCCAACCAUAAACAACAAAGCUUUUAAUUUCAAAAACCUUUGUUUUCUCCUCCAGAACACAGAUAAAUUCAUCUGAGUUUUCUUUUUACAAAAAUUUCAGAGGCAGAACAUGGGUCUCAAGGAUCUUCAUCACAAGCUCAAGCAGGGUUUGGGGCUGAGAAAGCUCUUGGUGGGAGAUAUAGGAAGGGAUAAGAAAGAAGGUGCCAUUACAAAGAACGCUUCAUGGAUGAUACCAAUAUCACAUGGAUAUCAUGUGGUGGAGAGACAUAAGUCGUUUAGCGGUGGUCUUGAUGACUCGGACUGUGACUCAGUUGUGGUUCAGAGGGAGCAAAUUGAAGAGAUUGAGUUGUGGUUUUUUGGACUUUUCGAUGCUCUAGUUGGUGACCGAGUCACCAAGUACUUGCAGUCACACUUGUUUGGUAGGAAAAUGAAAGAGUCCCGGAUAGGAAGAAAAAGCAAAGAAACAAUGAGAAAGGCAUAUCUUCGAGCUAAGGCAAAGAUCAGAGACACCCAGGAAGCAGAGGAGACAAAGACAGUAUUGGGUUCAGUUUCUGCGAUGGUCAUCAAUGGAGAAAAGCUUGUUAUAGCUAACAUGGGAGACUAUAGAGCUGUGGUUUGCAAAGAUGGUAUUGCUCAUCAACUUGGUAGCAAAAACCUGCAAUCAGCUAAAAGACAUUGGUCUCGCAGACUCAUUUCGGUGAGGAUAUUACCAAGGAAAUCAAACAAUGGAGGAAGCCCAUCAAAAGGCUCUGAACUUCUUGUUGGUGCUGAGAGGAUUGAUUCUGAUACAGAGUUCGUUAUCUUAGCAAGCAAUGGCAUAUGGGAGGUGAUGAAGAAUCAAGAGGCUGUGAAUCUCAUAAGGCACAUUGAGGACCCACAAGAAGCUGCUGAGUGCUUGGCAAAAGAGAGUUUGACUAGAAUGAGCAAAAGCAAUAUUUCUUGUUUGGUCAUUAGAUUUGACUAACAUGUCCAAAAUUCCACUAAUUAUCAUUUGUUUUCUCAGACAGAGGGUUUUAUUAUUGUUAUUAUUAGUGUUUUCUUUUUUUCUUUUUUUUUUUUUUUAAUUGGUCAUAUGAAUUAGAGUCGGUAGAGUUGGGUGUUCA